AUGCCCACCCACUAUGAUGAUGAUCCAAUACUGACGUUCAACGGGCACAGCUGUUUUCAAUUCCCUCUAUUCGCCCAAAAGGGAAUUGAGGGUUUGCAGAGACAUAACCUUAAGUUUUAUCCGUGGGGCCGAACAUCGCCAGGGAGGCGUAGAUCACUUCGAGAGCAAGAGCCAGAACCCAAGAACACCUGGGUGUCGUCAACAACUCUCGGCACCAGAUUCAUCAGAGCGGCCGCAGGAACACUAGACCUAACAGACCUGCUUAAAGCUAGUCGGUUGGGUUUCUUUCGACUACGAGAACUGGAAGGCGAGGAUAGUAAGUUGGAGGGUUGGCGUUGGCGGUGCUUCUAUGGCCUUUGA
This is a messenger RNA of Morchella importuna, 360 nucleotides long. RefSeq lists its product as uncharacterized. Bases 1 to 360 code for a protein of 119 amino acids. The record is from RefSeq and is a predicted model, not a curated record. The transcript is spliced from 5 exons. Lineage: Eukaryota; Fungi; Ascomycota; Pezizomycetes; Pezizales; Morchellaceae.